Messenger RNA from Prunus armeniaca (apricot), 3006 nucleotides. NCBI's taxonomy places the organism in Eukaryota, Viridiplantae, Streptophyta, Magnoliopsida, Rosales, Rosaceae. The record is from the annotation of a GenBank genome assembly.
AUGGCACAAGAAAUGUCACCACAAAAGGAGGAAGCUCAAAACCAACCAAAGCGAAGAUUCAAAAUGAUGGCUCAAAAGAGUAAAUCAAAGCCAAAGCCAAAGCCAAACUAUGAUCGGAAAGCAAAGCACCCAGAUUAUGUCCAAUUUCGGUGCAAUGUCAACGCUUUCAACAGCAUCAUUACGGAUGUAAAAGACAAGCUGAAUGAAAGGCAGAAGAAGCUUCUCAAGAACACCCCAUUUUGGAACUUGAUUGAGGUGUUUUACAACCGAAGGAUUGACAUGAAUAACAUGAAUAAGUCAGACCUUGACUUAGUUCAGCUGCUCAAGAAGUUUGAUCCGGAUACAAAGUCCUUCAAAUUUGGCACCGAAGCAUUCAAGAUCACAGGCAAUGCAGUGACUCAGAUUCUAGGACUGCCAAAUGAAGGAAAAUCUGUCAAACUUGUCAAUGAUAGGUACACUUCUACCUUCAGAAUAAGGCACUUUGGAGAAAAGGGAAAACCAUCAAAAAAUCUGGUAGAAGCAGAAUUACUGAAGACAAUUUCAUUGGCAAACCAACCGAAGAAAGAAAAGGCCAAGGCAGAGCAAAAGAAAGAAGCUGAAGAAGAAGAAGAAGAAGAAGUUGACUACGACAAGGAGGUGGUCAGCAUAAUAUUGAUUCACCUAUGCAUGACAUUCCUUUUUGCCAACGCUUCGUCUACUUUGCAUUGGAAAGUAUUUGAGCACUGUGUGAAUCUGGACACACUUUCAAGCUAUUCUUGGGCAAGUGCUGUUUCAGCCUACAUGAAUGAAUCCUUGGUCGCAAAAGCAAAAGCAAAAGCAAAGAAGGGAGGAGAAGGCUCUAUAGGAGCUGUUUCGGGUUGCAUUAUCCUAAUAUUGUUUCUACUGUGUGAGAGGACAAACAUAAUACAACCAAUCCUGGGCAAAGAGAAAGAAACUCCUGCCAUUCUUAAAUGGAGUCUUGUGGAACUCCACACAAGAUUCAACCAAAUAACGGACUUGAAUGACAUCGAGGGUAUUUUCAAAACUCCUAAAAAGCGAAAAACUACCAGGGAAGAGGAAGACACUGUUGACAAGGGUAUUUUGAAAGCAUAUAAAAAGAGAAAAACUACCAGAGAAGAGGGAGACCCUCUUGACAAGAAAAAGAAGAUGCAGAAAAAAGAAAAAGAAGAUGAAGGACAACAAAGAGAAGCAGAGGAAGCAGAAGACCAAGGAAAAUGCAUUGCAAUUCAAGACCUCUUGGUGAAGUCCAUGACAGACCAAAUCAACUAUCACCAACGUCAAGAUCCUAGCUUCAUUUGCCCAGAAAGAUUACAACUGUGGAAGGAUGAAAAAAAUGAAGACAGUGAGAAGAAAAUGAAGGAAUUGUGGGAUAUAUUUAUCCAGGGAGAAAAGAGAUCAAAGGAGCUGGAAGAGAAAUUAGAUAAUGAAGAAUAUGUGACUGCCACCAUGACAGUGGAAUCUACAGUUCAGCUUCAGGAAAUAGAAAAUCUAAAAAGGAGGAUUGCAGAAUUGGAAGGCAAGGAAACUCGGAUUGACAUGGAGAAGAUUGCCAAGAAAAAGGAGAUUGAAGAAGAAGAAGAGAAAGAAGAAGACAAGAAAGAAGAAGAGAAGCAACAAGAAGAGAAAGAAGAAGAGAAGAAGCAAGACGCUCCAACACCUGAUGUUCCUUCAAGAGUAAUAAGACUGAAGAAUAGAGAAAGAAAGAGGCUUCAAGCAUCUUGCUAUGUGUACGAAAAAAAUAAGAAACCAAAAAAGAAGGCAAAAAAGGAUGAUGAAGAACUACCACAAUUCAAGAUUAUCUCUUCCGAGGAGCAAUCAACACAAGAGGAUCCUCAAAAUCAGAAGGUGUUAACACAAGAGGCAUCUCAGCCCGAUGCCACAAAUCCAAUUCCUGAUCCCCCAAAAGGAACGAGCCUUCAUGAUUCAAUACUUGUAGGUAUGCAAGAAUCAAAUGAUGAAGAUGAAGGACAAAAAAAGCCAACAAAGAAAAAACUAGGAUGGGGUCAAAAGAAGGUUUGGCAGAAAAUUCCAAAGGAGGACAGGGACAGAAUUGAAGAAUACUACUUAAGUACUCAACCUAGUGAUAACUUUUGGGCAGGACUCGAUAGUGAGAAAGUGACAAACCAUGAUAUCAAAGAUAUUGUAUGGGACCUGGAACUGUCACAAAACGUUAUUGAGGCCUAUAUCCAAAUAGAGGAGGAGAAAAUAGGGCCCAUGCAGACAGAUAGUCCACAGUACAUGUCUACAUGGACUUGGGCUUACAUGCAAACCUUUCUAGAACCAAGUUGGCAUAGGGCCCUGUAUGAACACUUACUUGAAAAACUCGGGAAAUGCAAUGUUCUCUUCUUCCCGAUCAUUUCAAGUUCUGAGUUCCACUUUACACUUCUCACAUUUCACAAAAUUGAACGAAAGUGGAGACACUACAAUCCACUUAGAUCGUUGGGAUCUAGAAAAGAAGAAAAGUGUAUUGACAUUGCUCACAAUUUUGUUAAUAUUGUGGAAGGGUGGCUAGAAUAUAUCAGACCACAAGCACAAGAGUUCUUAGAAACUAAAAAAAUACCAAAACUUGUGAAGCAAAAAGAAGGGCCCCCUACACCUGCACAGGUUGAUUUGUCCCCAAAUGAAGAACUCACUCUAAAUUGGAUUCUGCAAAAUCCAUAUCAGUUUCCAUUUGAGGAUGACACAGAAUGUGCUCAACAAAAUUCAUCUUCGUUGGAUUGCGGCAUGUUCGUCAUGUUCUACAUGGAUAAAAUAGCACAAGGACAGCCCAUUCCAAAAAGUGUGGACAAGAAAUUCAUGAAUGAAUAUCGAGCACAAUAUGUCACAAAACUCCUACACCACAAACACUGUUUUCUGGUCUCGAACAAGAAACUGCGCUGCAGUUUCUGGUCAAAAUCUGCACUGCUGCUCAAAAGAAACUGCGCUGCAGUUUCUGGUCUCGAACAAGAAACUGCGCUGCAGUUUCUGGUCAAAAUCUGCACUGCUGCUCAAAAGGUAAAGGCAUAA